UUCCUUUUCCUCCACCUUCCUGUGGUGAAGUUGCUCCUCUCCUGUUUGCAAACUUGUCAGCUGGGAUCCUAGGCAGGAGGUAUUUAAAUUGAUAUCCUUCAAAGGGAUAUCAAAGAAGCAGGUAGCAGUGGACUGAUUAUCCCCUUUUUAUGGACUUGAUUUUGACAGUGCAUGAUCUCUUGGCACUUUCCAGGCAUCUAGAAAAUGUUAAAAAGAUAAACCACUCUGGUACAUUAAUUAUUCAAAAAAGAUACAUUUAUAAUGAAAUAGCUCUGUACAUGUAACUAUUUUCAAAGUUCAAAGUCCAUAAAAAGCAUUAUUUUUGGAUGUGUAGGGAUUUGUUGGUUGUCCUCUCUCCUUGCCAUAUCUCUGCUGCACCCAAGCACAGGAUCAGGGCAGACUGUGGUUUGGUGACUCACCCCAUUCUGACGCCUGGGUCCCUCUCCUCUGUUCAGGUUGGGCACACGGCAUUCAGUCUGUAAUCAUGCUUGAGAGCCCUCACUGCUUCCUGAAGUAUUAGGGAGGCUGUAAUGAUGCUAAGAUUGUUCUAAUCCAAUUUGAUCUGUAAAUCCACUUCUCUGAAAAAUAAAGGAGUGGGGGGGUGGUAGUGGAGUGUCUUUGCUAAAUCAAAACCUUCCUGGCAUCAGAGGAUGAAGGCUUUUUCUUUUCAGCUGUGUACCGUUAAAUACAAAGGAUACACAGUAUGGUUGGAUUAGCAUUUCUAUGGGAACCAUAAGUUUUUGCUUUCCUUGACCUUUACCUGCAUAGUGCUAAAGAUUCAUUGAAGUGGCUCCAAAACACCUUAUUUGUUUGUUCAAUGAGCUCGUUGCUGCGGUCAGUACUUGGAGAAGCUUUAUAAGGGCCUGCAGGAGGAGAUGAGAGGCAGGGCAGGCUGUGAGGCACAGAAGGGCAGCUCUUUUCCUUCUCUGUGCUGCUUAGCAGCAUCCCAGCUGAUACGAGGUGUGCAGGCUGAGACCACAGCUCUUCCAUUUUCCCCUGCCCUGGGGCGAAGGACAUUGAAAAGAUGGAGAACCAGAGGAGAUCUCUCCUGGGAUGCGUCCACUGGGAAGCAGAAGAGGAGGGGGACGAGGAAGAUGAAGUGGCUUCUGGUGCUUCUCCUUCCAGCCAAAUGAGCGAACUGGAGGACGUGCAGGUGGAGAUGCUUGAAAAGGCGAGGGAACUCUUCCAGCUCUGUGACAAGGAUGAGAAGGGCUUUAUCACCAAGUUGGACAUGCAGAGGCUUCAGAGUGAGCUCCCCCUAACCCUUGAGCAGCUGGAGACUGUUUUUGACAGCUUGGAACAGAAUAAUAAUGGUUACCUGACACCUGUGGAGUUCAGCAUGGGACUAGGAAAGUUAAUAGGAAUCGACUUGUGUCAAGAGGCUGGAAGGACAGAUCACUCCAGUCACGAGGAGACCUUUGAGUCAGGUUGGUCAGAUGACAUGGACCCAGCAGACGAUGAAGAGAAACGAUUCUGCUCCAUGAUGGAGCAGCUUGGAGCAGCCCAGGUGUUUGAAGAUCCUAGCGAGGUUCGAGAUCUUUGGGCCCGGCUACGAAAGGAGCGGCCGGAGCUCUUGGCCAAUUUUGAGGAGUUUCUGCUGCGUGUUUCCUCAUACAUCAGGGAGGUGAAUCAUGAAAAGGAGUCUAUGGAGCGGGCAUUGAAGCGAAAGGAGACGGACCAUGACCGGGAAGUCAGAUGCCUUUAUGAAGAAAUGGAGCAACAGAUCAAAGCAGAAAGGGAGAGGCUAAUCUGCCAGGAAGCACUGAAACACAACAGGAGUAACCUGCUCCAAAAGGAACUGCACAGCAAAGAGCAAGAGCUGGAGAAAAUCCUCUAUCGACAAAAGAAGCUGGAACAUCAGCUGCAGUCUCUGAACUCAGAGCAGCUGGAGACCCGUGUGCAGAAUGAAAAGCUCCGGCACCUGAAUGAAAACCUACUGGAGGAGCUGGAGAAAAGCAAAUGGGAGCUAGAGGCUGUCAAGGGACAACUGCAGAAGCUGCAGAAAGAGGCCCAGAAUGAGCAAGAGCAGAAGGACAGGGAUGUGUUCAGAGUCUCCAAAAACAUGCAGAAAGAGAAACAAAGCCUCCUUCGGCAGCUGGAGCUCCUCAGAGAGAUGAACAAGAAGCUUCGAGAUGAGCGUGACACUUUUGAAGCCAAGAAGCCGGCACCUCAGAGCAAAAAGCCCCUCUUGAAGAAAGGGUCAGUGCUAGGCAGUUACCUGCUGGACGACAAGCCGUUCAAACGACAAUUGGCCUCUGCGGACCUUCCUGUCACCUUCCCUAUGGAUAUGGCAGUGGAAGAACCCAACAGGAAGAACUGCAGAUACUUCUCAGGCAACGGGAUGUGGCUGAAGACAGGCGAAAGAGGCAGCACGGACUUUGGAGAGAAGAACAGAGACCAAGAGAAGUGGUCAGUGGGAGCAGAUGCUGAGAAGCUGAAGAUGGCUUUGAAGAGUGAUGCUGACUGUAGAAGAAAUGCAGAUGGGUUGGAUGAUGCUCCACUAUCUCCUAGAGGACAGCCAGUUGGUACUGAAAGCAGGCUCCAGGUGCUGGAACCUGCCAGUUGUUCCCCCGAUCGUAUCUUCAAAGUUGUGUUUGUGGGGAACUCUGGUGUUGGUAAGAGUUCCUUCAUCCAUCGCUUCUGCUAUGACAGGUUCUUGGCUGAUCUCAAUGCAACUAUCGGUAUUGAUUACCAGGUGAAGAGUCUGAUGGUGGACAACAUUCAAGUUGCAUUACAGCUGUGGGAUACAGCUGGACAAGAAAGGUUCCGGAGUAUCACCAAGCAGUAUUUCCGGAAGGCAGAUGGGAUUCUGGUGAUGUACGACAUUACGGCCGAGUGCUCCUUCAUGGCAGUGCGCAACUGGAUGAGCAGCGUCCAGGAGGGCAUUGAGGAUGGAGCUGUGGUUUUUCUGCUUGGAAAUAAAAUGGAUACCACAGGGAGAGAGACUCGGAGUGUACCCAAGGUGGAGGGAGAAAGGCUGGCGAAGGAAUACAAGGCUGUCUUCUAUGAGUGCAGCGCUAUGACUGGCUACAACAUCAUGGAGCCCAUGCUGCACAUGGCCAGGUUGCUGACAGCACAAGAAGACAGGCAGAGGGAGAAUGCCCUGCAGCUGGAAGAUGUCAGGAGGAAAGGGUGCUGCACAUAAGGAACAUCAGUGUGUCAGCAAGAGCCAAGGGUCAGCACCGUUGGAAUUCCUUCUCAGCAAGUUGAAUCUGAUGGUAUCAUGUCUGCAGAGAUUUAGGGAAUCUGCAACUUUUUCCCAUCUGGGAAUUUCAAUGCACUCAAUCAGGGCAGAAUGUGCAUAUGGUCUGUACUGUUCCCUUUCCCACCUGCAUGUCCAGCCCUGAUUAUAGGAGGCCUCUGAUCUCUUGGGGGAAUUUGGCAGGCCUUAGCAAAUGGCACAGACUUGGUCCUCUGUCCAGAGGCAUCAUUUCCAUGUAAAAUGAUGAAGUCUUGCUCCUUUAGUUUCUGGCAAAAAUGUUGUCUUGCAGCAGAGGGGAGGACACAGAGGGUGUUAAUUCGAUUAUUUUAGUAUAAGAAAUAAAGAGAUGAUUUUAAAUUUCGGCGAACUCUAGGUAGUGAAUCUUUCUCUCACUAAGAGCAGAAUUUUCUUGGCUUUAUAACAGCAAAGCCCAGCUGACAGCUUGCUGUGGUAGACAGGGAAGCCUUUGCCUGUUCUUCUAAGAUCUGAAUCAGGCUCUGCACUUGGUUGGAAAUCUGGUUUGACUGGCCAACACUGUAGAUAACUGCUUCCAUAUGUGGAUAUAGCAUGAACUGCUAAAACCGUUCAUCCUACUGGCUUUCUUCACUGUGCUACCCUAACGAACUUCACUACUCUCCUUCUUGUACUGUUCACAGAACACAGAGCAGUUGCCCUGGGACUCACAGGCGACUGCUGCGCUGGUACGUGCUGCUGUUCCAUAACCUGUUGUGGGAGCUGUGCUGUAUCUACUGGGAGCCAUGUAUAGCCUGCUUUAAGGCUGAAUGCUGCCUGCUUCCUCCCAUUCUUUUAUUCUUUCCUGAAAGGUCUUCAGCAGUUAGGAGUGCACAUAUCCGCAGUACUGAAAUGUGCCCAGAUUCCACCCCGCUGGCCUGACAGCAGUGCUUUGAAAUGUACUUGGGCUGGAAGCACGAGGCAGCUGCCUCAGCUGCAACGGGUACAUAGUGAAAUUUUUGCUUUCACAGUGACCUUGUGCAUUAACCUCAAUUUCCUUAUGAAGGGCCUCAGCAAGACAAGGGCUGCACCUAUUCCUGUUAAGAAGGAGCUUGUUUUCCACCAUGGAGUGGUGCAAAGCAGAAUGAGAAGACAUGAUGGCUGAGGUAGGAACUGGCCCCACAAGCAUCUCUCUCAGCUGCCUUGGCUCUGAGUAGCUGCUACUGUGCCUGGGUGUGAAGAGCCUUUCUUCCUCUGUUUUGUAGCUCAGUUGUUUUUAAAGCUUUGUGGCUUUCUCCUUGAGCCCAUUUCUUUAUGUGUCUUUGAAAUCUUGGGCACAAUAUGUGAUACCGCAGCUAGGAAACAGUUCUCCAACCCUCAGCAUAGGCAAGGCCUGUAUUUAUCACCUCCUUCCUCUCAUGGGAUAGGGCAAUUACUCUGGCUCCAAAUAUCUGUUUGCUGCACAAAUUUCUCUGGGAAUAUUCCAUGCAGGAAAAGUGAUCUGAGUCACCUACUGCAUUACACAGUCUUUCCAUGGUUCCUCCCAGUGCCAUUUACUUCUAGUGAGAAAGAGGAAGAUUCUCUCCGGAAGAGCCAGGUUCCUGACUUAAAGAAAUAGCCCAAAGUACUACAUGUCUGCUCAGUCCUUACUGCUGACUGUGGUUCUUGCUAUUGUACAGCUGGUGAAUUUAACUGCACAAACUGACCAGGAAGCCGUACAUUAGAAGAGGUCCUGAAGAAACUAGGGCUUCUGGUUUUGAGCUUAGGUAACACCAGCAGCGCUUCCAGUGGAACUGCUAAUGUUUGCAAGAAAGGAUGUUUGUGAAGUGAAAUCUCUGUUCUUGGAAAACACAAAACUUUAGACUGCCUUGUACCAGAUGACUGUCCAAAUGCAGAUGUGGAUUUUGUGCAUUCUAACCAAUGUGGCCAUGGAGGAGUACAGACACUGUCACCUGCUAAGUCACUAAAAUUCACUAGCUGAGUUGGAGGAGCUGCUGUCAACAAUUCAUUUGCGUCGUGCUCCAGUUGUAGGUUAAUAAGAACAGGCAAUAAGAAUUGACAUCUUCAGUGGGCACAUCAAUAACACCAAAAUUUACUUACCUGCAACAGCGUGCUGGGCAGGAUUUUGGAAGCUGCAGCAGAAGAAAAGUAUGGUAUCUAAUCUGCUAAUAUGGUUUGAAUGUGCAGCUCCCACACUGUGUAAAAAGCACAUGAAAGAUAAAGGAGUAAAGUAUACCUGGCACACACGUACCAUGCAGCAUGUGGUAAUUACCUUCCUCAGCACUGUCAUACUGCAACAGGAAGAACUACCACGUGUUUGUUUUUUGUUUGUUUUUGGUUGGUUGGUUGUUCUUAAUGUACAGUCUUAAGGAUGUUUUCUUAGCGGGCAAGCAGGGUGCAGGCAAUAA
Lagopus muta (rock ptarmigan) is the source of this 5562-nucleotide messenger RNA. RefSeq names its product calcium release activated channel regulator 2B (gene CRACR2B). The coding region runs from base 1025 to 3145 and encodes 706 amino acids. The transcript has 18 exons. Lineage: Eukaryota; Metazoa; Chordata; Aves; Galliformes; Phasianidae. The record is from RefSeq and is a predicted model, not a curated record. Gene Ontology annotation, molecular function: GTPase activity; calcium ion binding; GTP binding.